Chanos chanos (milkfish) is the source of this 12917-nucleotide messenger RNA. RefSeq names its product pericentrin (gene pcnt). Gene Ontology annotation, molecular function: molecular adaptor activity. The record is from RefSeq and is a predicted model, not a curated record. The transcript has 54 exons. The coding region runs from base 1 to 12894 and encodes 4297 amino acids. Gene Ontology annotation, biological process: signal transduction. NCBI's taxonomy places the organism in Eukaryota, Metazoa, Chordata, Actinopteri, Gonorynchiformes, Chanidae.
AUGGACCAAGAUGAAAGGCAAAGAAAACUAGAGGCCGGAAGAGCAAAGCUUGCUGACUUUAGACAGCGCCGGGCGAAAAGCAACGGUUCGGGCGCGCAGAAAAAGAAGACGAAGGGGAAGAGCCAGGCUGUCCAGGCGAAUGACCGCUCCCCACAAGAGAGCCGACUAGAAGACUCCCCGCCGGACCCCGACAAUGCCUGCGACAACAGGACGGGCGCCGAGGAGUCAUCAAGGUCUGAAUGCAUGGACCACACAGAACCGGAGGCUCAGCUGUUGACUGAGGUAGAACCACAGACUGAUUCCCAGGAAUGGAGCUCUGUCCUGGAAGAAUGUGUGGCACCAGACCAGCCAGUACAGAUAGAAGACUAUCUUGGAGAAAUUAUAGUAACACACACUGGCAAAGAACAACUGAAGAAGUUACAGGCUGUGGUGGAGAAGCGGGAUGAGAUCAUCUCACAGCUCAGCAUUAACCUGCAGGCGGCGAUAAAGAGCAGAGAUCAGGUGCAACUGGAAGCCCAGCAGCUUGUAGGCCAGAUCCAAGCACUGCAGCAACAGCUGCAGCAGGCAAAAGAGUAUCUGCGAUACAGGACCCAAAGUGGCCCGGACCAGCCCCAAUCCCGACGAAACAGCUGCCGGGACCAGCACAGUCCGCCGGACCGCAGUUUUCCACUAGAUGGGUUCCAGGCAUAUCUGGAGCAGUCUGAGGAGAAAACCAAAGACCAGCAGUGCCUCCUGGCCCAUAAAGAGAUGGCGAUCACAGAUCUCCACCAAAAGCUGAGCAUCACACAGGGCGCUGGCCACUCCGACACAGACUCUCUGCUCCAACGACUCACACUGGAACUGGAGGAAGCGCGCACCGAGCUGCAGGAAGAACGACAGAACAGCCAACGAGCGCAGGAACAAAUCAGUGACUUUCAGAGGAUCGUGGAGACUCUGGAAAGAGAAAGGACUGAUAUGGAGGCUCAGCUGACUGCGGUCAGGGCUGAACUGAGCAACGUCGAAUCGCAGGCCCGAGAGGCGCAGCAGUACAAAGCCGAGAAAGAGGAGCUGAACAAGGAGAUGGCUCGGCUCGACGGCCUGGUCCUGGAACUCCAGGGACGGCUGAGGGAGGAGGAAGAGGCUGGAAGGCAGCUUCGCUCCAAGUACGAGGUGGAUAUCUCGAACUAUGACUUGCGGCUCCAGACUCUGGAGGAGGAGCGUAAACUGAAUGUAGCCCAACUGACCGAAGCGCACGAAGCGGCGCUCAAAAGCCUUAAGGAAGAGCAUGCAGAUGAGGUCAAGCGGAUCCAACAGCUUCUGGAGCGUGUGCAAAAGGCCAGAGAAGCAGAGCCAUCGAAUCAUGGUGCACCCGACAAAAUAAGGGAAAGUUUUAACAGUGUCGGUGUGCCUGAGGAGCUGGACAACAAGGACACACACAGUGUGCAGUCCGCAGACGCCCAAUCUUUUCUGGACACUUCUGCUGAUGAUCAGCACCCCCUGAUGGAGAGAUAUUUGGCCUCAGCGCCCACCAAUGGUGCAUCCUGGGCAGAGGAGAGCCUGGAGGAACACAGCUUACUGGAAUGUUCUGGAACCUCCAGGUUUGAGCUGGACAGUGAAGUCAUAGGCGAGGGGUCAAAGCUCUCUCACAGCAAAUUUGUUGGUGACGCAACAAAUCUAGAGCUAACCUUUACGCAAGACAGUGCAGGAGAACAUGCUUCAGAACAUGGUGUAGGGUCUGUUUCGCACGUCCAAAGACAAAGCUUCACCUCCGCGUCCCAGGAGCUUAAUGAAAGCUCAGAUGGUGCGGACCUGGGGAAAGAGCUUUUGAUUCAGCAAUGCCAAGAUCUGACAGAGCAGCUUGAGAGACAGGAGAGGCAGCUGGAGAUCCUUCAGGAGGAGGUGCAACGCUCUGCUGAAGAGGUUGAGGAAGCACGAGAGCGUUGGAGCAAAGCUUCAGAGGAGCUGGAGGAGGCGCGCUGGGAGUUGGAGGCGGAGAGGGAAAGGAGGCUCCAGUGCGAAGAAGUCAUCAGCCAGAAAACGCACGAGCAGGACAACCUUAAAAACAAGCUCAGCUACCUCGAGAGUCAGCUUCUUCAGCAGGAAAACGAGAAGAGCACACUUCUCCAUAUGGACACUACAGAGAAGAAUUCGGUCUUCCCUUCAAUAGAGGAGCUCGUCAAGGAGCUCAAGGAGGAGAAAGUCCAGCUGUUACUCCAGCUGAAGCAGCAGGAGCAACUGGUCAUUGACGUACAGGAACAAAAGCUGGUUGGAGACUCGGUGAGCAGCGAGGUGCAAGCGCUGUUUGGUCGUCAGCUGUCCUCACUGCAGGUUCAAAGGGACCAACUGCUGGCUCAGUUGGAGAACCAGCGAGAUAAGAACCAGGCUACUUCAGCGCUGCUAGGCCAGAGAACCCUGGAGGUGGACUCAGCCAACAAGAAGCUACAGGAGCUCAUGGUGGAGAUGGAUGAGAGGAUGGAGAGGCUCCAAGCCCUGGAAAAAGACAAAACUGACCUUGAAUCCAAACUUGUGUGCCUUAAACAGAACAUGACCAACUUGGAGGAAGCCCUCAGCCAGGGAGCCAUGGAGAAAAUUGCCCUUGAAAGUCGCUUGCAGGCACUGGAGGAACAGGCCAAGAGCAUGGAGAAAAUUCUGGAAUCGGAGCUUGAGAACUUUGAGAACCAGUUAGAGGCCAAGAACAUGGAGCUGGAGAAGGCAGAAGAGGAGCACAUGGAGAAGGAGUCCAUCCUGCAGAACGAGCUGACGGCUGUGAGACUAGCCCUUGAGAAAGAGGAGGAGGAGAGGAGCAGACUAGAGGAGAAACAUCAGAAAGAGGUCCACAACUUGAACUUGCGUCUGGAGAGAGAAUUUUCAGAGCUUAAGGUUACCCUGGAGGAGGAGCAGAGGAAACAGAUCAGUCUCAUCAAACAGGUCCACGAGCGGGAGCACCACCGGGAGCUGGAUAAGCUGACGGAGCAGAAAGAUGAAGAGCUGAGAAGGCUAAGAGCUGAGCUCACUGGGGAACUGAGGGACAGCAUGGAGGCUGCACACCAGGCUGAACUACUGCAGGCACAGACCCAGCAGAGUCUGGACCUGGAGUCCUUGCGUCUCAGCCUGAACAACAUGCACAUGGCACAGUUGGAACUGUCUCAGGCCAACCUGCAGAAGGACAAGGAGGCUGCGCUGAGCGAGCUCCAGGCAAGCUUAAGGGAUAAGUGGGCCCAAGAGAGCGCUAUGCUGCAGACACGCCAGCAGUUUGAACUGGAGAAACUCCGGGAACAAAACAGAGAGCAGGAGCAGAAGGUUCAGCAGCAGCACCAGAAGGAGAUAGAUGAUCUGAGAUAUGAGUGGGAAACUCGCUUGUCAGAGGAGAGGACCUCAGCAGAGCAGCAGCAGGCCAGGAAAAUAGAGGAGGUGAAGACCCAGUUGCUGCAGGAGGCUGAGAACGUUAGACUGGAGCUCCAGACCAGCUUAGACGAGGCCCAGCAGAAGCUGAGCGAGACCCGGGCGGCUCUCGCCGAAGCCGAGGCCGCUGUGACGGAGAUGCAGGGAAGGCUGGAGGAGCUCCAGAGCUCCAUGGAUCGGGAGGUGAAGCGUCUGGAGGCGGAACUGGAUCAGGCCUGCGCUGACCGGGACUCUGCUGCCCGUGCCGUGGAGGAGUUGGUUGCCAGUCACAAACUGGUUCUACAGGAGAAGCUGCAGCACGUCCAGAACCUGGAGGAGAAGGAAAAACAACUGCAGCAGGAGAUGGAGCGUUUGGAAGCUGAACAUGCUGCCCUGAAGGCUAGUUCUGAGCAGGAGGUCGCUCAGCUCUGGUCCCAGCUGGAAAGCAUGAGGACAAGCCGGCAGGAGCUGGGAGAGUUGAAGGAGCAGCUGCUCGCCCGCUCGUCGCGGGUCGACGACAUUGAGCGGCUGAAGCAGGAGUUUGCUCAGCAGCGACGGGACGUCCAGGAGCAGAACGAGGCCGAGCUGGAGAACCUGCGCGUGUACUUUGAGCAGAGACUGCGUGCCAGUGAGGAGAGCCACCGUGAGGAGAUCGCCCUGUUGCAGCUCCGCUUGGUGGAGGGAGCCCUGGAGGAGUCUGUGCUCAAGACUGGAGAUUCAAGUUUUCUUGAGAAGGGUGAGGAAGAGAGCAGAGACACUCUAGCAGAGAUCAACCAGCAGCUGGAGAAACACAAGGAGGAGCUGGACUCUUUGAAGCUGCAGUUGGAGGAGAGACAUAGACAGGAGCUGGAACAGUUACGCUCCACCUUGGCCCUGUCUCACAGAGAGGAUCUGCUCCGUGCCCGCACAGAACUCACGGACCGUUACUACCAAGACCUGAACGAACUCAAAACCAAACACGCACUGGAACUGGAGCAGCUCCGGGCCAAGCUCUCUGACAGUCACGUUAAAGAGAUCACUCGUUUGCGGCUGCAGUCAGCUCAGGAGGUGGCGCGGCAAGUGGAGGCAGAGCUGAAGGAGAGAUCUGAGGUUCAGGUCCAGGAGCACCGAGCCAGGUUAUCCCAACUCAGCUCAGAGACGGAACGCAUACGGAGUCUGGAGAGUCAGUUAAACCAGCUCACCCAGCAACACGGCCGAGAACUGGAAACACUCACGGAAAAGCACAGGGAAGAGCUUCAGAAAACAGAGGAACAGCUACGACAGGCCUUUGCUGAGGAGCUAAAAGUGAAGCUGGAGGAGGCGCAGAGGGAGGAGAGGAAGCGUGUCAGCGAGGAGCUGACCGAAGAGCGGAACAGGCUCCAGGAGAAACUCCAGGCCCAAACAGAGGAACGCCUGGCCAGUCUGAGAGAGGAGCUCCAGAGGGCAGGCCUGGAGGAGAGAGAGGAGCUGGAGCAGAGGCUCUCCCAGGCUCAGGAACUCCUCAAUGAGGAGAGUGAGAAGCUGAGAGCCCUGCAGGCCAGCCUGGAGAAUGAGGAGAACCCCCAGGUGCUGGCAGUCAAGCAGCGACUCCAAGCGCAGUACGACAGCGAACUGCGUACGGCUAAGAGCACCAUGGUGACGGAGGUGAAGGAGCUGAAUGUGCUCCUCCAGGCCCAAACAGAGACCAAACUUCAGGAGGCAAACAGCAGGCUUCAAGAGGAACUGAAGCAGCUGGAGGAGAAACUGAUAAAGCAGAAGGACACAGAGCUACGGGAGCAGGAUGACCGACACAGAGAAGACCUGGAGUCUAAGGAGGCUCUUUUGGCCCAGCACAUGACCAGACUGAGAGAGCUCGAGAAGGAGCAUCAGGACCUCAAAACUCAACACCAGGAGGAGCUUGACAGCCUCUGUGCCAAUCACAAGAAAGCACUAGAGGACCUUGAGGCGGAGCUUUCUGCACGGCAUAGGGCGGAGCUUGAUAAACUCCAGGCGGUUUUACAAGAAACCAAUCUGGCACAGCUGGAGGCUCAGGAGGCGGAGUUAGAGGCACGGCACAAACAGGAGAGGGAGGAGCUUGAGGCUAGGAUGCUGUCUAACAUGGACACUCUGGAGAGCACGUUGCUGAGUGAGAUCCAGGCCGUUCGGGAUGAGAAAGAGGGCGCCCUGCUGGACCUCCGGGCCUCGUUGGAGGAUCAGCACAGGACAGAGAUGGAAAGACUGAGAGAGGAGGAGCAGUCAAUCAGAGAGGAGCUAAGGCGAGAGCUGGCCCAGGUCCACUUAGACAAAUUCAGUGCCAUGGCCUCUGAGCUCAGCCAAGCACAUCAGGAGGAGCUGGCCACAGCGCUCUCCUCUCAGAAGGCCAGUCUAGAGGCGGAUCACUGCAGGGCGCUGGAAGCCUUACAGCAGAGUGUGUUGGACCUGGAGCGGCAGCACAGUGCCGCCCUGCAGGAAAUCACAGAAAUGACCAACACAGAGAAACUACAGCUUCAGCAACAACUCAAUACUCUCACUGCACAGCAUCAGCAGCAGCUACAGGAGUUGAGAGGCGUGUCUGCACGAGAGCUUGAGGCUCUGCGCAGGGAACUUGAGGAGGAGGCGUCGCGGCAACGGCUUCACUUCCUAGAAGAGGCGGAGCUUCUUAAGUGCCAAUCAGAGGAGCAGCUCCAGCAAAGGAUUACGCAGUUAAAGGAGGAGAGUGAGAGGGAGAGGAGACAGGCUCUGGAGGAGCAGGAGAGGAGUUUCAGGGAGCAGCAGGAGCAGACUGAGCUGGGUUACAGAGACAAGAUGAGCCAGCUCACCGCUCAGCUGCAGGAGCUGGACGCUGUGGUGUCGCAGCUCCGGGCAGAGGUGAGCGGCCUGCAGGGAGAACUGGAGGGGAAACGCUCCGAGAUGGAGACGCUGGAGACCCUGCUGCAGCGCCGUGACCGGGAGAGCCAGGAGGGAGACAACCUGCUGGCCAUGCUUAGAACUGACCUCAACACUGCCACCCAGCAAAGACAAGACCUGCAGGACGCCCAUGACCGACUUCAGAGGACACUUCUAGAGAUGCUCAAGAACACCAUGACGACGGAGGAACUGAUCAACCAGAGGAUCGGGGCUUGUGUCAAUCAGGUUCAGUGCAGUCGCCCUGGCGACGUGACCCCCACCACCAAAUCUGGGAAGACCAGCCACGAUUCCCAGGACACAGAAGAGGCAGACGGUGGUGUCGUGGACGGUGGUCCUGACUGCAGCUUAUGGUCCUCGGUGACUGAUGAGGGGUUGGAGCUCUCCCAGAGGCUGUGUGAGAGCCUGUUUUCGGGGCCAGAGGGAGAACUGGAGCCCCAGAAAGAGGAGCUGGUUCUGGGAGCCUGCACGCGCCUACGCUCUGCAGUGGACAUGUUACUGGAGCUGGUCUCCCAGUCUACGCAGCAGUUGGAGCAGACACACAGGAUGCAGGCCGCACUGCAGGAGAGGUUUGGACAGGGAAGAGAGGAUGCAGCUCAGCUUCUGCUUCAGCACUCUCAGCUUCUAGAGCAGCUGGACCAGGAGGCCAGUCAGAAGAGCCAGCUUCAGCUGGAGCUCCACAAAGCCGAGGGGUUGAUGGACGGCUACGUCGCGGAGAAGGCGUCUCUGGAGGAAACUCUGCAGCAGAAGGAGACGCAGGAGCAGAGGUUGGUGGAGGAGCUGGAAAGAACACGAGUCCAGCUCCAUGAACUGAGUGAGGAGCACGCUCUCCUGAUCCGUCAGAGAGACGCUCUCUCCUCGGGCCUCGGUGACACCGAGAAGGCUCUGUUGGAGGAGGCGGAGCGGCUGGGACGGGAGAGAGUGGACGUCCAGAGGCAGGCGGAGAAGGACCAAGAGGGGCUGGCCUCCAGGCUGAGGCUCCUGGAGCUCACCCUGGAGGAGCAGGAAGGGCGCUUUCAGGAGCAGGAGGAGCAACAUCGGGCGCAGACGGAAGAUCUGCAGCAACACAUAGACGCCUUGGAGAAACAGCUCAAACACCAUCGGCAAUUCAUAGACGAGCAAGCGGAGGAACGGGAGCACGAGAGGGACGAGUUCCAACAGGAGAUAAAGAACCUGGAGGCGCAGCUGAGGCUGCCCCUUAAAGGUCACGCCGGAGGAGACAACAAAGGUCAAAGGGUGGAGAGUCUUCAGGCGAUUAUCAAAGAUAAAAUGGAGGACUACAGCACGCUGCUUCAGGCCAAAGAGCAGUGCCAGCAGGACGUGGCCGAGCGAAACGAGGAGAUCGACAAACUGACGGGCCGGAUCCGUGAACUGGAGCAGGCUCUGCUGAACAGCGUGGAGAGCAGCAGGACCGUCAGCCAAUUAGAGCAGGACCUUCAGCGGGCUCACAAGCUCCAACAGGACCUCAUGGAAGAUAAAGAGGCCUUACAGCAGCAGCUGUACUCCAAUAAGCUGCAGAUCUCUGCCCUGCAGUCCAAACUGGACGAGACACGACACCGUUUUCCCGACGCGGCCGCCGACCACAACCUCCGAGAGCAGCUGGACACGCUCCAACAGGACCUGCAGACAAAGGAGCAACAGGCGGAGACUCUGCUGGAGCAGGUGGAGGAGCAGCAGAAGGCGCUAACGGUGAGAGAGGAGGAGGUGAGACAGCUCACUCUGCAGCUGGAGCUCAGCACCAGACAGAGCAGAGCCACUGAGGAGCAACUACAGGAACAGAUCAUACAACUAGAGGAGACGGUGUGCGCUCUGAGGAGGCAGCAGGAGGAGGACAGAGACAGCUCCAUGCUGCAGCUCCCGGCUGCCCUGCUGGAGGAGAAGAACCAGGAGAUCGACCAUCUCAACCAACAGAUUCAGAGUCUGCAACAGGAAGUGGAUCUCAGCAGGGACAACAGAAUUGUGGAAGAGAAGCAGGCAGAGAUCGAGGAGCUGCGUUUGCAAGUGGAGCAUCUCCGUGGCGACCAGGAGCGGCUGCGGCAGGCCAAAGAGGAGGAGGUCGAGCAACUCCACGAGGUCAUCCAGAAGCUGCAGGAGGAGCUUAGCCAACUGGACCCAACCAAUCGCCACGAGGUCAGCGACCCAGUCACGGGCAGCGAGGCCGGCAGCCCAGAGCUGUCCGAUUUCACCUGGUCCGCCCCUCAUCCCCACCGCGGUCCGGAGGAGAGCCUGUGUCAGGAGCUGACCAGCCAGACUCUGAUGAACUCCCGUACCCGUCUGCGGGAGCUUCAGGCCGAGCUGGAGCAGGUGGCGGAGGAGAAGGAGGCGCUGCAGCGGCUGCUCGUCUCCCAGGAGGAGGAGUAUGGAAACCAAGUGAAAUCUCUGGGUGGUAGCUUGGGUGAGGAGAGGGGGAAGCUGGCCAUGCUGGAGCAGGAGGCCUCUGAGCUUAGGUUACAGCUGGAGGAGAAAAAGUCAGAGGGGGAGCAUCUGGAGGCCCGUGUGAAGGAGCUGGAAGAUCUGGAGAAGAAGAGGGCGGCUAGCUUGCAAGAGCUGGAGCUUCGCUUGAAGACCUCAGAGGAGAGGAGAGAGGAGGCGCAGCAAGAGCUGCUCAGGCUGGAGGAGGAGGAGAAACAACUCGAAGUUCGGGUGUUAAAGCUCCAACAGCAAGAAGAGGAGAGUCAGAGGGCUAUUGAAGCAUUGAGACUCAACGUCGCGGAGCUGGAGGAGGAGGUCCAAAAGGGGAGAACUGACAUUGCCACCUUGGAGACCGGGAAGAAGGAACUGUUCAUGGAGCGGAAAGCUCUGAGGCGGCGAGAGGGCCAGCUUCAGGAGGAAAUUGAGAGGCUGAAACAGGAAGUGACCUCAAAGAACCGAUAUAUUCAGGAGCUAAACGUCCAACUGGAGGAGAGGGUGACGAAACAUGAGGAGGCGCAGAAAGAAGUUCUGACAUGUGCUGAGGAGACUCUAGCCAAGGCAGAUGCUGCCCUGAGAGAAAGAGAGGGACAGCUGGUUCAGCUGAGGGCGGAGCAUAAUGCCCUGAGGGAGGAGCUAGCCUCUGUGAAGGAGGGGCUAAGCUCCAGCGCAGAACGGGCAGAGAAGCUAAGGGAAGAAGGACAGACUAAAGACCGUGCUCUAGCUGACCUUGAGGUUCACAACCAGCAUUUGAAGGCUGAGCUGAGGCGUCUUCAGGAGGACGUGGCGGUACAGGAAGAGGAGCUCGCCUUCCAGCAGAGGGAGUUGGCCCAGCUCCGCCAGCGCUGCAGCCACCGAGGCUCCACAAACCCCGCCCGCUCGGGGCCUAAACACGAGCGAUUCUUGGAGGGCGUGUCCCGGGAGGCCUCGCUCUCGUCCCCCGAGGUCCUCCGACGUCUGGAGGACUGCAGCCAGGACCUGCCGUCGGGCUUCCACGCCUCGCACCUGUCGGGGCUGAGCGGCCUUCACGACGCCAGCCUGGAGCUCCGCUCCAAAGCCUCUCUCAUGGAGGGGGAGUCAGAACUGAGCCGAAACGCCGCCCGCCGCCCCGUCGUCCUCCUCCCCCCGCCCACCGGGCGCCGGCCGGACGCUCCCGGCACCCGCUCCCCCUCUCCGUGCUCCCUCUCCGUUUCGGAGAACCUGUCCCUCCUCGACUCGUUGGACGCUGAUAAGGUCCAAGAGCUGGAGAAUUUGGAUGUGACUCCGUCGCUGUCGCCGCCCUGCUCCACCUCUCCCGCGUCUGUGCCGGAAUGGGCCAGCGACGGCUACGGCAGCAAUGUGAGCUCGGAGUUAGGAGCCAAGCUGAAGCUUGAGCUGGAGAACACAGAACGCUUGGACGCUCAUUUUGUGGAGUACCUGCGUUGCCGUGGAAUGGCUCCCGCCGAAAACACGGACAGCGCCGCCGGCAGCAUGUGUCAGAGCGAAGAGAUCCUCUCACCUGAGCUCCAGGCUAUGCUUAAGAAGGUGUAUCAGGAGAGCUGCAGGGUCCUGUCGCUCUCCCAUCGUCGCAUGCCAUCCGGUCAGCCCCUCCCACGUCCCGAGUCAGCCCCGCCCCCCUCAUGGCAGAGAGAGAGGCGGGCCUUACAGGAGACAGUCCUGUCACUCCGAGAGUUACUGUGUAGGAUGGCUGACCGAGAGCCCAAGACGACUGGUGGGGAUGUGGACUGGCGACGGGAGCUGUUGCUGGCGGUGCGUAGCGUGUUUGACAGCGAGAGGGAGUGGCUUCAUUCCCAGUUACAAGCUGUCAUGGCAACAAACGUCCCACAAGACCACGCCUACCUGCUGAAGCAGCUUGAGAAACUGCUCCAGAAACAGGAGGAGCAGCAGAGGAAGUCUCUGGAGCAGCUGUUGAGUGCAGAUCGCUCCAGUCUGUUGGCUGAGGUGCGCAGUCUGCAUGCGCAGUUGCAUGCAUGCACUCUGCAAAGCCAAGAACAGCUGCAGAGGCUGCAGAGCUCUCUGUGCGACGCUCAGGAACACGGCACGCAAAUACGCCACCAGGCAAACAGACAAGUCGAGGAACUGGAGUCAAAGCUGCAUCAGGAGCAGACGAUGGCAGAGAGCGCACGCAGCUCCCUGCAGGCAGAGCAGACUCGAUCCGCUGGACUACUCAAGCAGCUGGAGGCGGAGCAGAAGGUCAUUUCAGAGCUGAGGGCGGAGCUAGAGGAGACCAGUGUCCAACUGCACUCAGCCUGCAAGAGUCAGCAGGAGUUACAGAGUCAGAUUCAUCAACUGAGGCUGAAGCUGGAGAGUGAGGAGGCGGAGCGUCACGCGUGUGAGGAGGCUGUGGAGAGAGAGCAGGCCCGAGUGCUGGAGUUACAGGAGGAGCUCCACCAGGAGCGACUCAGCAGCACACUGACCCUGGAACAGCAUAAAGACACACAGGAGUCUUUGCAUGCGUCUGUGGACGAGCAGGCCUCUCGAAUCAGCCAGCUCAGCACCUCCCUGGACCAGGAGCGCGUUACCAUCAGCAACCUGCGCGCAGAGCUCCAGAUCGAGCAGUCUCGCUGCGAAGCGCUCGUCACCCGCGAGCGCGAACGCACCCAGGAAGCCCAGCGCCUCCUGGAAGAGGAGCGCGGCCGCUGCGCCGGGCUUUCAGACGCGCUGGCCCGUCAGUCCCAGGAUCACGCCCGCCGCCUGGAGGAGGAGGCCCGGCGGCAGGAGGCGGCGAGCGCGCACGACAGAAAGUUCAUCCAGGAGCUGCGCGCACAGCUGGACCAGGAGAGACGGCAGGGCGAGGAGCUGGCGGAGGCGAACGAACGCCUGCGAAAACAAGCCCUGCAGGGCCGGCGCAGGCUGGAGGAGGAGGCCCAGAAGGACCAGGAGGAGGUGCAGCGCCUCCGCAGCGCUCUGGACGGGCUGCGGGCCCAGAAGACGGAGGUGGGCCGCGAUCUGGAGGCGGAGCGGCGGAGAGCGGAGCAGCUGCAGGUGGAGCUGGACGGCCUGAGAGAGAGGAUGCAGGCGGUGAGGGAGAAGGAGAGACAUAGGGAGGAGCAGAGGGACAGGGAGACGAGGCAGGAGAAGCAGGACCAGGCCGACCGGGAACGCCGGCACGAACGCGCCAACGAGAAACUGAUGGAGCUGGAGCUGUUGCGGCAGAGGGACCAGCAGCGUUUGCGGCAGCUGCAGCAAACUCUGGCUGAUCUAGAGGAGCAAGAAAAGCAAAUGACCUCCGACCGCCUGCAGAGAGGCUUACAGACCUCCGCAGACACAACAAACAAACAGCCAUGUAUAUGUGUGUUACAGGAUUCUUCCACCUCGCUGGUGGAGCGACUCUUGCAUGAAAACUCGGAGUUGUCAGAGCGUCUUUCCGUCCUGAGUGAAGAAAGAGUGACUCUCAAACACACCGUCUCCUGUCUGGAGCGAGACCUACAGAACCAGAAACAGGUAACAGAUAAAUGUAUGUCCGCAGCGUCGGACUCGGCCGUGGUAUCUGAGAGACUGGCGUGGCAGAGAGAGAAGUCGGCCCUCCAGGCUGCCCUGCGCAAGGCAGAGGCCGAGCUGUCAAAGGUCACGGCGGGCAACGAGAACCGACCCUUUCCUGACCUCUCCGCCAGCAAGAUGCAGCGUCUGUACGAGAAGUACCUGCGAGCGGAAAGCUACAGGAAAUCUCUGGUCUAUCAGAAGCGUUACUUGCUGCUGCUGCUGGGAGGUUUCCAGGACUGCGAACAGGCCACGCUCGCCCUCAUCGCCCGUAUGGGCGCGCAGCCGUCCCGCAACGCGACGCAGACCACAAGACCGCUCAACCGCUUCCGCACCGGAGUCAGAGUGGUCAUCGCCAUCUUAAGACUGAAGUUCCUCACCAGAAAGUGGCAGAGAGCCAUCAGAAAGACUUCAACCGGAUUGGCUACGGUGAACGGACACGGAUCUGGACACAGUACAGGCCACAGCGUGAGGACAGAGGUUCUGAGACAACAACGUCCCGCAUCUCUACUGAACUCCCCGCCGACCCGUGACCACGCCCUCUCUCAACAGGGUGUGGUCUCAUCCCUGGUUCCACCCGUCAAAUCUCCCUUCAGAUUGCACAACCGGGUGUUCUCCAAUACGGUCCUGAGCUCCGCGGAGCGCACUCUCACCCCGUCCCAGGACCAGGAGCGGUCCCUCACAGAGUACAUACAGCACCUGGAGACCAUACAGCAGCGUCUCGGGGGAGUCAGGCCAGGCUCUCCCUCAGUGCUUCCCUACACCAGAAAAUCUGACCGAUAAAGAAACAUUGCUGACUGUAACCA